UCACUUUGCGGAGCUUUCGCACUCACCUCAGCCAGCCGAGCGGAUGAACGGAACCGUGUCUGGGCUUCCUCCGCUGCGGUUCGUCCUCCAUGCCUCCGUCUGAACAAGUUCAUUUGGUCGGAUGUUUUCCCUCCGAGCGUCAUUUGGGAGAGAAUGCGUCUUCUCGUUCUUUUGACUUUAUUUGGAGUCCUUCUUCUCGACGCAGGAGAUGCCCUUCAGAUCCAGUGCUACCAGUGUGAGGAGAUGAAGCAAAAUGACUGCUCCACGCCGGAGUACAUUGUCAACUGCACUGUCAAUGUACAGGACAUGUGCCAGAAAGAGGUGCUGGUGAAACCCGAUGGAAUACAUUACCGAAAGUCCUGCGCCUCCUCUGGGGCUUGCCUCAUCGCCUCCUCUGGCUACCAGCAGUUCUGCACCGGCAGGCUAAACUCAGUCUGCAUCUCCUGCUGCAACACCCCGCUCUGCAACGGGCCCAGGAGGAAGCGUCCCAUCCCUUCGGCAGCGAUGUUCAGCCCGCAGAUGAACCGGCCACUUCUCCUCUUCCUGACCUUCUUCCUGCUACUGCUGGCACUCUCCCCUGUGACGUAAACUGGAGAUCCCAUCACAUCGCACACUGUGCACCUUGGAGCCGGGUUAUACGAUAUACUGAAGGAGCAGAUUUGGACACCACACUGGCUUUGUAUCUUCUCAGCGUCACGAAAAACGGUCAAUAUGAUCGAUAUAACACCGUAACCACUGAGAAUGACACUGGAAAGCUAGAGAAGUGGAAGCAUACCAUGCUCUCUCAUUUAUUGCUCAUGCUGCUAGAGAAGGACCAGCAGCCGAGGCGUCUCUCAAUUUCUUUGCAUUUUUGUGAAGUGGAGCGUUGUGUGAGGAACCUGCUCUGAAGUUAUUUUCUGGUUAUUACACGCUGUAAAAAGUGUUGGUAGAAGUUAUAGUAUAAAAUUAUAUUUUUGAGCUUUUUUUGUGGGCUUUGUUUGAUUGAUGGUUUGAACCAGCAAUGGUAGUUUUCUCUCUUGUUAACGCUGUUGCUAUUGUUGUUUAGAAUACACAGAUUUUCAUAUUUUGAAUUGAUAAUGACUGAACUGACAUUAUGAACCCAAAAUAUACCUUUCUUCUUCAAAUAUGAUGAAGAAGGUACUGUCAUUCAGGCAAAUAAGAACUGAAUUGGAAGGGUUCUUGGAGCUUAUUAUCUAUGAUAUAUAUGCAUAUUUUCCACUGCUGCACAGUAUUAAUUUACAUUUUGGAAAGCCUGUUUGUUUUAUUGCUUAUUCAUCGUUGAUCAAAAUAUAUAAAAGUGGAUUCUGGCAUAUAAGAAGCUUAUUAGAUAUAUUAAUUAGACUUUAAUAUUAUAUAUAUUCCUUUGUAAUAUGAGAUAUUGAGCUGUGUUAGAGCUAAACUUGGAAACACCCAGUACAAUUGAUUAUAAAAUUUAAUGACAUAGACAUAGUGCAGUAUAAGAACAAGCUAUAAGCACAAAUAUAUUCUCACUAGAGAAAUGCUUCAGGGUGAUUUCGGUGAUAUUUCGUACACAAAUUAAAAAUAUGCGGCAAUCAUAGCUAGUAGUGCAUGUAGCCAAUGCUGUAGGCCAGAUACUGCAUUUUAUAAUCUACACCGAUGAAAAUAAUUUGACUUGUAUGGAUCUUAUUUCCAUGACCAGAUGGGCAUUUUGGGAACAUCGCAAGUUUAUACUUACCUUGAAAUGAUUUAUUUGCAUAUUGAUUUGUUUCAUUAUGUUCUAUUUAACUGCUAUAAUUUUAUUGCUUUUUCCAAUCUGUGCAGUAUUCUAUUUAAAUGUGGUGAACGUGCUGUAGACAACAGCGAUGCAGACACUCUCUAACUGUAUUGUAAUGCCACACAUGAAGGUAUUAAUGAUCGAGGGCAGAGCAAAAUCCAGGAAAGUGCACUGAGGUGCCACAUCAGUUAGACAUUGGUUUCACAUCAUGACGCGAUUGUUUUCAUAUUAAACAGAAACUUGUAUGUUGAUUAAUAAUAUAAGACUUAUUUCAGAGCAUCAUGUGACUGUCCCGGACACAUAAAAACAAGAUGGACCGUCCGAUAAAUGUUCAUGGGAGUUUUUUGACUGGUCUUCUGUGAAGAGUAUACUAUAAGAGUAUGUAUUCUGUGGUGUAAAUAAAUGUUGCAGAAAACCUGA
This is a messenger RNA of Micropterus dolomieu (smallmouth bass), 2155 nucleotides long. Its product is annotated as ly6/PLAUR domain-containing protein 1-like. Gene Ontology annotation, biological process: acetylcholine receptor signaling pathway. Gene Ontology annotation, molecular function: acetylcholine receptor inhibitor activity. Bases 154 to 588 code for a protein of 144 amino acids. NCBI's taxonomy places the organism in Eukaryota, Metazoa, Chordata, Actinopteri, Centrarchiformes, Centrarchidae. The record is from RefSeq and is a predicted model, not a curated record. The transcript has 4 exons.